This is a messenger RNA of Haliotis rufescens (red abalone), 3677 nucleotides long. Its product is annotated as baculoviral IAP repeat-containing protein 2-like. Lineage: Eukaryota; Metazoa; Mollusca; Gastropoda; Lepetellida; Haliotidae. The transcript has 8 exons. The record is from RefSeq and is a predicted model, not a curated record. The coding region runs from base 111 to 2765 and encodes 884 amino acids.
GGGUUACGACAGCUCACUCAAAGCCUCGCCUUGCAGUUACUCAAGCUGAAUCACCAGUGUGAGUUAUACUCCUACACCGUGGAUAGGUUCUUUCUGUGAAAUCUGCAGCGAUGUCUGGCACUGUUCUACUAAACUAUCGUUCGGAGGACUGGAUCGACUGUGCAUCUUUCUCGAAUCCCGCACAGCCACACAAAUCACGCCUCAACUCGGGCCAUCUCUCUCAAACAUCUCUGACGCCGGAUUACCACAAUACAGGGUAUCAACCAUCGAGUAUGUCCAAAAACGUCACCACGUCAUCGUUUAACCCCUUAGAGGUCAAGUCGAAUAUCCACACAGAAAACAUGAAACAACUUUCUACAGUUGCUCCAAAACACCCGCAGUACCAAACAUACAGCUCACGUCUAGAUUCUUUUGUUGCCUGGCCUAUACGGUAUGUCCCGAAAACACCCGAGGAGCUGGCAUCAGCCGGGUUCUUUUACAUCGGGUCAGCUGACCGGGUCACGUGUUUUCAUUGUGGAAUAACCUUGAGAGACUGGGAAGCAGAACACAGCCCUGUUGCAGAACACAAGAGGUAUGCCUCCGACUGUGAAUUCUCAAAAUUACAGUCAUGUGAGUUACUUGGUGGUGAUAAAAAGGUCCAAGAGGAGAGUGGACAUUCAUCUAUGGCAGUUGAUGAGAAUGCUAACUCAAACGUUGACCUUCAUAUCACGCAAACUAAUGACCUUCACCUUGGUGGCGGUGCUUGUGCGGCUUCAGUGGAUCCUAACGAUUCUGCUAUGGCAGACCCAUGUCUAGUCGUGGGAGGGAGUGAUGACUCCGUGGACACAUCAGCUCUCUGUGAAAAUCUACAGACUCUAUCAAUCGAGGUGUGUGAUAGGGAGAUGCCCUGUGGAUCUCCCAUGGACAUGGAGACUACAUCAGACAUCACACGCUCUCAUGAAAGUCAGAAAGAGGUGUCUCAAAUCUGUAAACCUAAAGCCCUGAGCAAGAAACUGAAGCUUCUGAAGGCCGAGAACAGACGUCUCAAGGAACAAUCCACGUGCAGAGUGUGCAAAAACAACGCUGUAUCCAUCCUCUUCCUGCCCUGUGGUCAUCUCGUCACGUGCUCAGACUGCGCAGAAAAGGUCCAUGAAUGUGUGAUGUGCGGGAAGACUAUUCUUGGAACAGUGAAAACCUUCAUUAUGUUUUCUGGUGGUUGCACUGCUUCAGGAUCUGCUUCUGUGCUGCUGUCUUCUUCAGCUUCUAUUCCAGGCAGCCUGGAGAGUCCAUCAGCGUCUGCGUUGUUGAGCCCUGGCCUAUAUAAGUGUCAAAGAGCGAAGUUUCAUAUCAAAUCGGCCCAGACUAAGUUUCUCAGGGAGAAGCUAUCUGAACGACCACUGCAUCGAGUUAACGUGCAGUGUGUUGGGAAGAUCGGCAGCCCCACAGAGUCCUUCGCUUGGAUGAAGUCGGCUGGCCUGAAAAGAAUGGUCAUCCAGUUUGAGUUGGAGUGGCACUUCGAAGGUACUCCAAAAGACGACGCAGAGAAGUUGGGAACCGACCGACAUGCUUCUCACUGCGAGUUAAACUACAUAAUGGAACAUGGGGAAAUACAGACGGACGGACAUAGCGGGAAUGUCCUGGGUGAUCUGCCUGGGUAUAGUACAACAGUUCCCGAGAGCGACAGCUUCAAGGGAAGGUUGGAAACAUUUGCCUCCAAGCCAAAUAUCAAGGAAAACCGCGUACUUGCCCAGGCUGGGUUUUCUUACACAGCUCCAGACAGGGUCGAAUGCAGCCACUGUGGUCUUCAGCUGCAUCUGACUGGCCAGCUGGACAAUGUCCUGCAGGAGCACCUCAGGUCCAAACCUAACUGCCCCUCCAUCAGCAAACUGUCCAACACUGGCCCCAGGACACCCCCCAAGCAUCCCGAGUACAGGGAGGCUGCUGCUAGGCUUGAUUCCUUCACGUCUUGGCCGACAGCGUAUGUUCCUCAGUCCCCAGAGAAUCUUGUGGCUGCAGGGUUCUACUACAUCGGCUCAGCCGACAGAGUCACGUGUUUCCAGUGUGGAAUAACCUUGAGGGACUGGGAUGUAGGUCACGACCCUAUGACAGAGCACCGGGAGUACUCUCCCAAUUGUGAGUUCAUCAGUACACCUGACUUGAACCAACUUGGAGUUGCCCGAAGGGUAACUUCUGACCUUGACAUUGAUGCUGUUGCCAGUGCUUCACUUGGUAACCUUGACCUUCAAGGUGAUUGUAGUGGUCUGCCAGGUACAGAUGGCAGCUUUGAUGAUGUUGAGCUGGAGGUGAGGGAAAUGGGGUUCCCCGCUGAUAAGAUCCGUAGGGCGAAGGAUGUGUUUUUGAGGAGACAUGGGAGGUCCUGUGAGAAUACCUCUGAGCUUGUAGACUGUAUCCUAACUCUGGGCAAUGACAAGUCUAAUAAUGAAGAGAAAUUAACCACCAAAAUUCCAUUCAUUGUUUCAAAUUGUCAGAGUUCCUUCAGAGACGAAGGUCCUGUGUCAUCCCCUGUCAAGGAAAUGGUCAACUCUGAUUCUGGAAUAAAACCACCAAAGUCUCCAAAGUCUAAGGUAAAGAAUGCUCCCCUGUUGUCAGAGAAUAAACGUCUUCGUGAGCAGAGGCUGUGUCGAGUCUGUCGCCAGAGGGACGUCUGCACACUGUUCCUUCCCUGCGGCCAUCUUGUAACGUGUGAAUCAUGUGCAGAAAAAGUUGAUGAUUGCGUUCUUUGUAACAGGACCAUCAUGGGAACAGUGAAGACAUAUCUCACGUAGGUCAAAGCAAGAGGUCUUCCAAAGGACUUAUUGUUUGUUUUGCCUUAGAGGAACAUAGUGCCAAUACACACUAUUUCUGAGAUGGAUGACACUCCCACAGAUACACUCUUCACCCACUAACUAGUGCUUGGAUGUCAAAGUAGCUGAACACUGAAAGCCAGACCAUGGUCUUCUGUGAUGUGCAGAGGUCAACAUUUGAACACAGUGACCCAAUACUAUCAUAUAUGCUGGAGACUGCCAUGUUUUUGACAACUGUGAUCCUAUGUCCUAAUAUAUAACUGGGAUGAUAUCCAUGGAUCAAACUUAUAACAAUCAAAUCAACAUCUGUGUACCAGCAUGGGUGGGGUGUGGUACAAAGGUAUUUCUGUAGGUACUUCUGUACAAUAACCUUGUAUAUUACACGGUACCAACGAAGUGUGUUAUACCAUCCCCCACAGAUGCUUGGACUUUCACAUUGGGAAAAUAUAGGCGUAUCCAAUGUAUAUAUGAAUACUAAAAACAUUGGUAUCUUAAUGAAACCAUGCUAUCUAUAAGAAACCUGUGAUAUAUUUGACAUAUCAACUAGCCUAUUAGUCAGUUUUGUUUCUAGGAGUAUAAGGCACUUCUUCACAGUGUUGGAGAACUUAUUUAACCUUGGAUACUGGUAUUAUAGCUGCCCAUAACAAAGUCAUGUGAUAGUUGUUCACAAUGGUGUACUGAAUGAUUAGAACAAUAGAAAAUGUUUCUUGAGCAUGUUGAGCAUGUUUAGACGAUUUCUCAUAAAAAGUUAAAACAUGGAUGAUGACUGAACACACUAGCCUGUAACCAUGGUAACCUUGAGCCAAUUUCACGUUCAGCAAAACAAAUCUGAGAAUUUGAUCACACAACUCACUAAUUGUGCAUGCCCGUCCUAACCAUUUUCCAAUACUUAAC